Messenger RNA from Sander lucioperca (pikeperch), 780 nucleotides. Its product is annotated as protein YIPF3-like. Bases 86 to 703 code for a protein of 205 amino acids. Gene Ontology annotation, cellular component: Golgi apparatus. The transcript is spliced from 6 exons. NCBI's taxonomy places the organism in Eukaryota, Metazoa, Chordata, Actinopteri, Perciformes, Percidae. The record is from RefSeq and is a predicted model, not a curated record.
UCUCUAACUGUCUCUAACUGUCUCUAACUGUCUCUAACUGUCUCUAACUGUCUCUAACUGUCUCUCUCUCAGGCUGAUCGAGUCCAUGAUACCCGUCCGUAUGAUCAACUUCCCGCAGAAGAUCGCCGGCGAGCUGUACGGCCCUCUGAUGCUCGUCUUCACGCUGGUCGCCAUCCUGCUGCACGGCAUGAAGACGUCAGGAACCGUCAUCAGGGAGGGUACCCUGAUGGGAACAGCCAUAGGAACAUGUUUUGGUUACUGGCUCGGUGUUUCCUCCUUCAUCUACUUCCUGGCGUACCUGGUCAACGCUCAGAUCACCAUGCUGCAGACGCUCUCACUGCUGGGUUACGGUCUGUUUGGUCACUGCGUGGUCCUCCUCAUCACCUACAACAUCCACUUCCACUUCCUGUUCUACGUGCUGUGGCUGCUGUGUGGAGGGCUGUCCACUCUGCGCAUGGUGGCGGCCCUGCUGUCCCGUACGGUGGGUCAGACUCCCCGUCUGCUGCUCUGUGGGACUCUCUCCGUCCUCCACAUGCUCUUCCUCUUCUACCUGCACUUCGCCUACCACAAGAUCCUGGAAGGGCUGCUGGACUCUCUGGAUGGACCCAACAUGGCGCCCAUCCAGCGGGUAGCAAGAGACGUUCCUGAACUGACCCUGAACGCCACGCUGAGGAGUCUGGGGACCCUGCUGAAGACCCACUGAGAGACACACACACACACACACACACACACACACACACACACACACACACACACACACACACACACACACACACACAC